UGGAGAAUGAAGGAUUAAGGGCUUUCUUGAAAAAUAAACAGGAAAAGAUAUUCCUCACGAGUCAACGCUCAGAAAGAACUAUGUGGACCCAUUGUAUGAAAAGGGUUUUAGGUACUUUCUAUGAGCAUAGACACUGGAGAAUAUUAGGAAGACAUUGGCCAUUCCCCAGUCUGGCUAUUCAUUGACGAAAUCACUGAUUCUUGCUGUCGGUAUGUGGUGCAUGCCACAGUUGGAAAACUCUCUGCUUACGAGGCUGGAUGAGGACACCUCAUACUGUGCAAAGAUGUGGAACACACGAUACACGCCAUGACUGCAUGCACAAUGCAGGAAGCAUUGUUGUGCUAUGGAGAAAGGAAGAUCAGAAAUGUGGGGAGAACAAGGUUUUGGCCAUUGUGAAGGACAGUGCUGCAUAUAUGCUGAAGGCCGCAGAGUCUCUCUGUGUGUUUUACCCUAAAAUUAUUCACCUCACGUGUCUGGGUCAUGGCGUCCAUCGAGUUGCUGAAGAGGUCAGAACCACAUUGCCAGAGGCCAACAGCCUUAUAUCUUCAGCAAAGAAGGUUUUCAUCGAGGCACCAAAUAGAGUGAGAGCUUCCAAGACUGCUCUCCCUGACUGUCCUCUGCUACCUGAGCCAGUCUUAAUGAGGUGGGGAACAUGGAUUUCAGCUGCGAACUAUUUUGCAGACAACCACAGAAAAGUUGAAGAGGCCCUAAAGGGCUUUGAAGAUAGCGAAAAUUUAGCCAUACGAAAAGCCAAGGAUGCCCUGAAGAAUUCCAGCAUGUUACACAGCCUAUCUUCCAUCUGAGCGCAAUUGGGUGGCCUUCCAGAUCUAACUGAGAAACUUGAGACUCUUAACAUGGGAGAUACUAAGGCAGUGGCUCUCGUCGAAGGACUCAGGACACAGAGCAAGAGUUGGCCAGGUCCGAUUGGUGAGAGACUGAAAAUGUUGUUAUCUGACCACAGCAAAAUUUUCAUGUAGAGAAUAUGGAAAAAAAA
Schistocerca cancellata (South American locust) is the source of this 994-nucleotide messenger RNA. RefSeq lists its product as uncharacterized. The transcript is spliced from 4 exons. The record is from RefSeq and is a predicted model, not a curated record. The coding region runs from base 258 to 803 and encodes 181 amino acids. NCBI's taxonomy places the organism in Eukaryota, Metazoa, Arthropoda, Insecta, Orthoptera, Acrididae.